Messenger RNA from Urocitellus parryii (Arctic ground squirrel), 2603 nucleotides. It is a transcript of the gene Sfxn3, whose product is annotated as sideroflexin 3. Gene Ontology annotation, cellular component: mitochondrial inner membrane. NCBI's taxonomy places the organism in Eukaryota, Metazoa, Chordata, Mammalia, Rodentia, Sciuridae. Gene Ontology annotation, molecular function: monoatomic ion transmembrane transporter activity. Gene Ontology annotation, biological process: monoatomic ion transport; serine import into mitochondrion. The record is from RefSeq and is a predicted model, not a curated record.
UGGGGCCAGAACAGAUCUCUGCGGUAAGACUCGUUCUGGGAGGCCUCACGGGACCUAGUCCUGGCGGCCCGGGCUGGGGGCGUAUCCCCAAAUGACAUCUACCGCCCCCAGGGCCUUCCAGGUUUGGGGCUGGCUAAGCGAACAAGCCAGAGGGAGCCACCUUCCCUCCCUGCUGCUCAGCGUCAUGCGUGACGUCUGGCUUGAUGACUGGGAGGGCCACAGUCGCACGGAAAGGAAGGCGGGUCUGAGAUCUGCAGAGGCAGGCAAUCCCGGAAAGCAAAAUGGGUGAAUUGCCCUUAGAUAUCAACAUCCAAGAACCUCGCUGGGACCAGAGCACUUUCCUGGGCAGAGCCCGGCACUUCUUCACUGUUACUGAUCCUCGAAAUCUGCUGUUGUCUGGGGCUCAGCUGGAAGCUUCUCGGAACAUUGUGCAAAACUACAGGGCUGGGGUAGUGACCCCAGGGCUCACCGAGGACCAGCUGUGGAGGGCCAAGUAUGUGUACGACUCUGCCUUCCAUCCAGACACAGGGGAGAAGGUGGUCCUGAUUGGCCGCAUGUCCGCCCAGGUGCCCAUGAACAUGAUGAUCACUGGCUGCAUGCUUACGUUCUACAGGAAAACCCCAACUGUGGUGUUCUGGCAGUGGGUGAACCAGUCCUUCAAUGCAGUUGUUAACUAUUCCAACCGCAGCGGCGAUGCUCCCAUCACUGUGCAGCAGCUGGGAACAGCCUAUGUGAGUGCCACCACUGGGGCUGUGGCCACAGCUCUGGGACUCAAAUCCCUCACCAAGCACCUACCUCCUUUGGUUGGCAGAUUUGUGCCCUUUGCAGCUGUGGCUGCUGCCAACUGUAUCAACAUCCCCUUGAUGAGGCAAAGGGAGCUGCAGGUGGGCAUUCCUGUGACUGAUGAGGCAGGUCAGAGGCUUGGCCACUCCGUGACUGCAGCCAAGCAGGGCAUUUUCCAGGUGGUGGUAUCAAGAAUCUGCAUGGCGAUUCCUGCCAUGGCCAUUCCCCCAGUGAUCAUGAACACUCUGGAGAAGAAAGACUUCCUGAAGCACCGCCCCUGGCUGGGGGCACCCCUGCAGGUGGGACUGGUGGGUUUCUGCCUGAUAUUUGCCACUCCCCUGUGCUGUGCCCUGUUCCCCCAAAGAAGCUCUAUACAAGUAAACAGGCUGGAGCCGGAGCUGAGAGCUCAGAUCCAGAAGCAAAACCCAGGCACCGAGGUGGUUUACUACAACAAGGGGCUUUGAGGAGGGUCAGCCUUUGUCCCCUACCUCACUUCCCUGAGCUGCUGUUUUAGUGCCUCCCUUCCCUUCUAUGCCACUGCCCAUCAGCCUGGUACUGGGCAGGGGGUGUGGUAGGGGAGCAGUCACUGAGAGCAACAAUCCAUUAAGCUGGGGGAAGUGCCCUCAAAAAGUCUUUUCUUUCCUCUGAUUUCAAAGAGCAGGGUCACAUCACCCCUCCCUUCUGUGCUUGUGUGUCUGCACACAUACAAACAUGAUACACAUAUAUGUUGAUACAUUUGGUCCUGGAAGCUAAGAGCAGACAUGCUGCCUUGGGAUAUUCUGAUAUCUGGCUUCCCUCCUCAGCCUCUUGUCUACCUACCAGCAAGCCAGGUUACAGGUGAGACUUUCUUCCUUCCCUAAAUUGUUCCAUGGGUCAAGUCAUUUCUGACAGGACCUCACCCUUUCUGGACACAGGAGGAGCCCUGGGAUCUCAGGACAGAAACUGAGGGACACUAGCAGGCCAACUGGGAUGAAUACUUCAGAUUUCUGGCACCCAACUGCUAUAGCUAGCUUAAGACCUGCACCAGCCAAGGAAGCCAUGUCUGAAGCCAGGAGUCAGGGGCUUAUGUGUCCCUUGGUACUAUACCCAACCUCUUGGAAUAGCUCCAUUUCUUCUCCUUUUCUCUACCAGAACAAAGGAGUGUCAGUGUCCUGUAUUGCCCUUUUCUCUCCUAUGUAGGUAUCUUUAGGCACAAUUUGAGGAUUUGUUGGUCUUCUCUAACAUCAUAAUCUCAAAACACAUAUCUAACAAUCCCAAUCCUCCCCCAACCAGAAAACCACAUGGACAGAGUGAGCAUUCUUCUCCUUUAAGAGUCACUGUCAUACUUGCUCACAAAGGGACAUGUAUGGGAAUGGUGCUUCAACUCCACAGGCCCAAAGCUUAUAUUUAAAGACAGGGAAUAUUCUGAUCCAUUGACCUAUAAGACAUUCACAACCCCCACAUUAGCUACUUCCUUCUUUUCUUUUGUGGUGCUGGGGCUCAAGCCCAGGGCCUCACACAUGCUAAGCAAACGCUCUAUUACUGAGCUACAUCCUCAGCCCUUUCUUCUCUUUCUUGAGGCUUGGUCCUUCUCCUCCUUCCACCCUCACCUCCAAGAAGAAGGGCCCAGGUUCAAUGUCUGGACCAAAUGGAAGAUGGGUUUGGGGAUGAAAUGGGUAGCAGUGAAUCCAGAGAGUAGAGUUAAGCUAGGACUCCAAUUCCCGUGACCUCUGGCUGAAGAGUGGGUGAGGUGGAUAAAAGGGUCCAAUGGGAUUUUCUGAGAUUACUUUCCCUCUCCCUCUAAUCCAUUGUACCCAGUGAUAACAGCUAUGAUACCAUGG